Messenger RNA from Pterocles gutturalis (yellow-throated sandgrouse), 1579 nucleotides. Its product is annotated as ankyrin-3-like. NCBI's taxonomy places the organism in Eukaryota, Metazoa, Chordata, Aves, Pterocliformes, Pteroclidae. The transcript is spliced from 13 exons. The record is from RefSeq and is a predicted model, not a curated record. Gene Ontology annotation, cellular component: plasma membrane; neuron projection. The annotation marks the transcript as partial. Gene Ontology annotation, molecular function: cytoskeletal adaptor activity; spectrin binding; transmembrane transporter binding. Gene Ontology annotation, biological process: protein localization to plasma membrane.
AAUGGUUUGUCUCCGUUGCACAUGGCAACACAAGGAGAUCAUCUAAACUGUGUCCAGCUUCUGAUUCAGCACAACGUGCCUGUAGAUGACGUCACUAAUGACUAUCUGACUGCGCUGCAUGUUGCCGCCCACUGUGGCCACUACAAAGUUGCCAAGGUUCUCUUGGACAAGAAAGCUAAUCCUAAUGCCAAAGCACUGAAUGGUUUCACACCUCUUCACAUUGCCUGCAAGAAGAACAGAAUAAAAGUAAUGGAACUUCUUCUGAAGCAUGGUGCAUCAAUCCAAGCUGUCACUGAGUCGGGCCUAACACCAAUCCAUGUUGCUGCCUUCAUGGGACAUGUAAAUAUUGUAUCGCAGCUAAUGCAUCAUGGGGCAUCGCCCAACACUACAAAUGUGAGAGGAGAAACGGCGCUGCACAUGGCUGCCAGAGCUGGCCAAACAGAGGUCGUUCGAUACCUGGUACAAAAUGGAGCUCAGGUGGAGGCUAAAGCUAAGGAUGACCAAACGCCACUGCACAUUUCUGCUCGACUGGGAAAAGCAGACAUAGUACAGCAGCUGCUACAGCAAGGAGCAUCUCCAAAUGCAGCUACGACAUCUGGCUAUACGCCCCUGCAUCUUUCUGCUCGAGAAGGACAUGAAGAUGUAGCUUCUGUUCUUUUGGAUCAUGGUGCAUCUUUAUCUAUCAUUACCAAGAAAGGAUUUACUCCCCUACAUGUGGCUGCAAAAUAUGGGAAAAUUGAGGUAGCCAACCUACUGCUGCAGAAAAAUGCAUCUCCUGAUGCUUCUGGAAAGAGCGGUUUAACACCACUGCAUGUAGCUGCACACUACGAUAAUCAAAAAGUGGCACUCCUACUGUUGGACCAGGGAGCUUCACCUCACGCAUCUGCCAAGAAUGGCUAUACACCACUGCACAUAGCUGCCAAGAAAAACCAGAUGGACAUAGCAACGACACUGCUGGAGUACGGUGCUGAUGCCAAUGCUGUAACCAGACAGGGUAUCGCCCCUCUACAUCUUGCCUCUCAGGAUGGCCACGUGGACAUAGUGUCAUUGCUUCUCACUAGAAAUGCCAAUGUAAAUCUCAGCAACAAGAGUGGACUGACGCCACUCCACCUGGCUGCUCAAGAGGAUCGAGUCAAUGUAGCAGAGGUUCUUGUUAACCAAGGAGCUGCUGUUGAUGCACAGACAAAGAUGGGAUACACUCCUUUGCAUGUUGGCUGCCACUACGGAAACAUAAAAAUUGUUAACUUUCUCCUGCAACAUUCUGCAAAAGUUAAUUCCAAAACGAAGAACGGGUACACGCCGCUGCACCAGGCUGCGCAGCAGGGGCACACCCACAUCAUCAACGUCCUGCUCCAGCACGGCGCGGCACCCAAUGAGCUCACUGUGAAUGGAAACACUGCCCUGGCAAUCGCUAAGCGACUUGGCUACAUUUCAGUUGUUGACACAUUGAAGGUGGUGACAGAAGAGACCAUGACUACAAUUACUGUUACAGAAAAGCACAAAAUGAAUGUACCUGAAACCAUGAAUGAAGUUCUUGAUAUGUCUGAUGACGAAGGUAUUAAAAAAUAAAAAACCCUCU